AUGGAUGGUCUCAAGUUAUUCGCCUCCAGUCGCUCCCAUCUUAUGGAACUGCUAAACAUCACUUGUGAUUUUAGUACUAGUAGUUCUAUUAGAAUGGAGCUGGGGACGGAUAAGUGUGCGGUCCUCCGUGUUGAAAGGGGAAGAGUUGCUAGCUCUGAGGGCAUAGACUUAUCUAUGCCCAUCAACAUAAGGACCCUUUCCGAAGCUGAAACAUACCGAUACCUGGGUGUGUCACAGAACAUCGGUGUAGAUGAGGCGCGUAUGAAACAGUCAUGCUUAACAGCCUUUUGUUCGGUGUGUAUAAGACGCACGCAUAUAACGGUUGGAUCAUGCCUGUUCUCAUGUAUACCCUUGGCAUACUCAGGUGGACUCAUCUCAGACCGAACUGAAUGCUCUGGACAGAAAAGUCCGCACUAUCAUGACGUCCCACAGGAUGCAUCAUCCGAGAUCAACAGUAAUGAGGCUGUACUUGUCGCGGAAGCAUGGUGGACGCGGCUUUUUAAGCGCGCUUACCAUGCAUAA
Molecule: messenger RNA, 522 nt
Organism: Parnassius mnemosyne (clouded apollo)
Lineage: Eukaryota; Metazoa; Arthropoda; Insecta; Lepidoptera; Papilionidae
Source: the annotation of a GenBank genome assembly